Opisthocomus hoazin is the source of this 2905-nucleotide messenger RNA. NCBI's taxonomy places the organism in Eukaryota, Metazoa, Chordata, Aves, Opisthocomiformes, Opisthocomidae. The record is from RefSeq and is a predicted model, not a curated record.
AUGCUAAAAAGGUGUGAAGAUGAAUACCAGUCCACUGGUCCCACAGCCAAGUACGCCCUUCAUCCAAGCAAAGAACUUAAGAAAUCUACUCCAUCUGAGCAGCCGCUGGCUUAUGACCCAGCAAGAAGACUGACUCUUAUUCUCUGCUUGACAAAGGUGCUGAGAGCAACAAGAGCCAUUAUGCUUCCGAUAUUCAUGGUAAGGUUGAAUGUAUCCUAUUCAGUGCAUGUCUCUGAGGACUACCCAGAUAACACUUAUGUUUCCAGUUCUGAUAACGAUGAAGAUGUGUUAGUUACAACAGAGCCAAUUCCAGUAAUUUUCCACCAGAUUGCUACAGAAUUAAGAAAAACCAGUGAUGUCAACUAUUGCUUAUCCAUAAAAUCAAAAUUACAGAGGGAGAAUGGAGAGGAGUCACGGCACAACAGCACAGUUGAAGAAGACUCUGAAGGAGAUAAUGAUUCUGAGGAAUUUUAUUAUGGAGGACAGGUUAGCUAUGAUGGAGAACUUCACAAGCACCCGCAGCUGGAGGCUGAUUUGACAGCAGUGAGAGAGAUCUAUGGACCUAAUGCAGUAUCUCUCAGGGAAUAUGGAGCCAUUGAUGAUGUAGAUAUUGAUCUGCAUAUUGAUGUUAGCUUUCUUGAUGAAGAGAUUGCUGUGGCUUGGGAUGUAAUUCGCACAGAGCCCAUAAUAGUGCGAUUGCACUGUUCACUUACACAGUACUUAAACGGUCCAGUGCCAACUGUGGAUGUAUUUCAAAUCUCUACUAAGGAAAGAUUUGGGCUGGGACAUCAGCUGAGAAAAAUCAUGCAGACAUUUGUUACACAACAGUGGAAGAACAGCAAAGAGAAAUCUAAUUGUACGCACAAUAAAAAGGUGUCUGACAAAAAGGUGAAAUCCCCUCUGCACAUCUUUUCUACAUUGCGCAGGUCGCCAAGUUAUCCUCCACCUGGCUGUAAAAAUAAAUCAAAGCUGAAGUCAGAACAGGAUGGCAUCUCCAAAACUCACAAGCUACUGAGAAGGACUUGCUCUAGCACAGUGAAGGCGGAGGAUGUAUGUGCUGCAAAAUCUCACAGAACCUUUGGCCGCUCGUUGUCGAGUGACCCUAGGGCUGAACAGACAAUGGCUAUUAAAUCGCACAAACUGUUGAACCGUUCUUGCUCUGCAGCCGUCAAGCAGGAGGAGUGCAUUACUUUAAAGCCCCAUAAGCUGUUAAGCAGGUCAUGUUCUGGGGACCCUCGAUGUGAGCACAACAGCACCUUGAAGCCCCACAAACUUUUAAGCAGGUCCUACUCCAGUAAUCUUAGAAUGGAAGAAUUGGAUGGAUUGAAGAAUCACAAGUUACUCAGCAAGACUUACUCCAAUGCCCCUAAAUCAUCCAAAAUGGAGCCUUUCAAGGAGUCCACCAUAGCAGAGAGCAGGAGGCUCUCUCUUACCUCAGGGCUUAUUGGUAUCUUAACACCAUCUUCAUCAUCACCUUCACAAGCUGCUCAAAAUUAUGGUGCAAAAUGUAUUCCAGUACGAGACCGUGGCUUUCUUGUGCAGACUAUUGAAUUUGCUGAGCAGCGGAUACCAGUAUUAAAUGAAUACUGUGUAGUUUGUGAUGAACCCCAUGUGUUCCAGAAUGGCCCUAUGCUGAGGCCAACUGUUUGUGAACGGGAGCUCUGUGUAUUUGCUUUCCAAACAUUAGGAGUGAUGAACGAAGCUGCUGAUGAAAUUGCAACUGGGGCUCAGGUGGUUGAUCUGUUAGUAUCCAUGUGUCGGUCUGCAUUGGAGUCACCUAGGAAGGUUGUCAUUUUUGAGCCAUAUCCUUCUGUAGUUGAUCCUAAUGAUCCUCAGACGCUGGCCUUUAACCCCAGGAAGAAGAAUUAUGACCGAGUCAUGAAAGCAUUGGACAGUAUCACUUCUAUCAGAGAGAUGACACAGGCACCUUACUUGGAAAUAAAGAAGCAGAUGGAUAAACAAGACCCGCUUGCACAUCCUCUUCUACAAUGGGUUAUUUCUAGUAAUAGAUCACAUAUUGUGAAGCUACCGGUGAACAGGCAACUGAAGUUUAUGCACACUCCCCACCAGUUCCUACUUCUCAGCAGUCCACCAGCCAAAGAAUCCAAUUUCCGAGCUGCUAAAAAUCUCUAUGGAAGUACCUUUGCAUUUCAUGGUUCACACAUAGAAAAUUGGCAUUCCAUCCUGAGGAACGGCUUAGUUGUUGCUUCCAAUACGAGGCUGCAGCUCCAUGGUGCAAUGUUUGGAAGUGGAAUCUACCUUAGUCCAUUGUCAAGCAUAUCAUUUGGUUACUCAGGGAUGAACAAGAAACAGCAGAAGGUGUCAGCUAAAGAUGAACCAGCCUCAGGCAGUAAGGGCAGUAAUACAUCACAGUCACAGAAGAAAGGACAACAGUCACAAUUUUUGCAAAGCCGUAACCUAAAGUGCAUAGCCUUAUGUGAAGUGAUAACCUCAUCCGAUCUGCACAAACAUGGAGAAAUAUGGGUAGUUCCCAAUACGGAUCACGUGUGUACAAGGUUUUUCUUUGUUUAUGAAGAUGGUCAAGUGGGUGAUACAAGUAUAAAUACACAGGAACCAAGCAUUCAUAAAGAGAUUCUUCGAGUCAUUGGCAAUCAAACUGCUACUGGUUAAAAGGACCACUCUUAUUUAAUUGAUGUGAUUUGGAAGCCUUCCUCAGUCUCAAAGCUGGAUUUUGAACUGAAGAAGAUGCAAAAAACUAAUUUAUUAUUAUUAUUCUAAGCAAAUUAACCCUUUGAAUACUUACUGUUUUCUUACUUAGUAUUUCUUAUCUCAUCAAAAUACCUGAGAUGGUAUGAAUUAGCAACUGUAGGGGUGCAAAGUCUAUUAAUAUACUAUAACUAAUAAUAAUUAAACAGGCAUUUGGGUUGCUCACAAUAAAUGGACU